CUUCUGACGGAGAGGCAGGCCGAACUCUAGCGGCCAAACUCUCCUGCAGCUCCUCUCCAGCCGCCGUCCCUGAGUGAAACCCCCUCGGUCAGUUGCUGCUCCCCGGCUUCGCUUCUCCCCCCUCCUCUCCUCUCUUCGUUUGAGUUGUUUUUGUUAGGUCUGUGUUCCUGUGAGCAUGCAAAGCAACGAGCAACACCGAAACAAGAUUGCUGCGCCAACAUGGACGAAUGGGCUACUUUUAUUUUUUUACAAAUGCACUUUAUAUUUACUCAUAUUUAGUCUGGGACUGAAGAGGAGCGACACGGCACCGGUGGAGCCUGAUGAUUUUGCUUUCUUCCUUGAGGGCACUAAUAAGUGCCUCGGGGUGCUGGGUAACUCUCUGAGCCUGACGCCAUCCUGUGAGGAACCCUACCAAAGAUGGAAGUGGGUGUCUCGGGGCCGCCUGUUCAACCUGGGUGCCUCUUUGUGCCUGGGUUUGAACACGGGAAAUGUCACAUACAGUUUCCAUGAUCCUCCAAUGGCAGUGUAUACAUGUGAUCGAGAGCCCCCCAGAGUAGAGUGGACCUGGAACUGCGAUGAGGUCCUGGAUAAGCUCAACAGCCUCAUUCAAUCCCAAGCAUCCUGGAACGGGUCAGCUAUCUCAACCUCAGCCAAAUGGAGAUUGUAUGGUGAUGAGCAGGAUCUCUGCUCUAAAACUUAUCAAGAGAUCUACACAAUCCAGGGGAAUUCUUAUGGCCGACCCUGCUACCUUCCCUUCAUGUAUGAGGGCAAGUGGUUUCACGACUGCACAAGCACUGGGCGAGAAGAUGGCCACCUUUGGUGCGCCACCACCUAUAACUAUGACAGAGACCAACUCUGGGGAUUCUGUCCUGUGAAGGGCAGCAGCUGUGAGACAUUCUGGGAUACUGACCCUGUAACAGACAGAUGUUAUCAGUUUAACUUCCAAGCUACUCUGUCCUGGAGUGAGGCUCGGAUCAGUUGCCAGCAGCAGGGAGCAGACCUGUUAAGCAUCAGCAAGCUACAUGAACAGACCUACAUCAAUGGUAUUCUGAACGCUUACAGCUCUGCGUUAUGGAUCGGUCUCAAUGACUUGGACCUCAGUGGAGGCUGGCAGUGGUCCGACUCCUCACCAGUCAAAUAUCUAAACUGGGAUCCAGACCAGCCGAGUCACGCAGAGGAGGAGAAUUGCGUCGUGGUCAAAUCUGAGUCAUUGGGACGUUGGCAGAACCGAGAUUGUUCUGAUGCUCUGCCGUACGCCUGUAAGAAGAGGCCCAACGCCACACUGGAUCCUUUCACUACAGAUUCAUGGGCAGAUGAUCACAAAUAUGAGUGUGAUGUGGGCUGGCAGUCCUUCCAGGCUGGAUGCUACAAGCUCUCCUCAGAGAAGAGUGAGUGGAAUGCAGCUCAGAGAGCAUGCCAGAAGAUGGAUGCCAACUUGGUCAGCAUCCAUACUCUACCUGAGCUGGAGUUCAUCAUUCGCAGCCUUAAGAAAGACCUCGACCAGUUGUGGAUAGGGCUCCAUGACACUGACAUGCAAAUGGACUUCCAGUGGACCGACCACACGCCCGUUAUCUUCACCUUCUGGCACCCGUUUGAACCCAACAACUUCCGCAACACCCAGGAAGAUUGCGUCUCAAUGUGGGGCCCUGACGGCCGUUGGGACGACAGCCCCUGUAAUCUGACUCUGCCCUUCAUCUGCAAGAAACAAGGAACAAAGAGUGACGGGAAGCCACAAAACCAAGAGUGCAAACAGGGUUGGAAAUGGCACAGUCCAGCUUGUUACUGGGUCGGAGAAUACUUGUCCAUUUUUGAUGAGGCCAGAAAAUCCUGUGAGGCACAGGAAUCCGCCCUUGUUACUAUUACAAACAGAUUCGAGCAGGCAUUCGCCAACAGCCUGGUGUUUGGCCGUUCUGGAGAGUCAUUUUGGAUCGGGCUCAAUGACCAGGUUACUCACGGGUCUUUUCGCUGGCUGAGUGGAGAUGAAGUGUCCUACACCCACUGGAAUCGAGACCAGCCGGCGAACAUCCACGGUGGCUGUGUUGCUAUGGCAACAGGCUCCGCGACCGGUCUGUGGGAGGUGAAGGAGUGUGCCUCGGCAAAGGCGAAGUUCAUCUGUCGCCAGAACCAGGACACAUCUCUGAGCCCUGAACCUCCUGCCCCACAGCCCACCCCGAGCCUCAGCGGUGCUUGUCCCAAUGGCUGGAAGAGCAACAGCAACCUGCGCUACUGUUACAAGGUCUUUCACUCCUCCUACUUGGAGCAGAAGCAGAAGUGGCUGGAUGCUCACCUGUUCUGCCGGGAAUACGGAGCCAACCUGCUGAGCAUCAGCAGCCCUGAUGAGGAGCAGUUUGUCCUUCAGGUCCUCCACGAGACAUUUGGAGAGUCAGAGGAGCAUGAGCAGCACUGGUUUUGGAUCGGUCUGAACCGCAGGAAUCCCAUGGAUAACGGCAGUUGGAAGUGGAGCGAUGGACUGCCUCUAACAUACCGGAACUUUGGCCGCUACUACUACAACAUCCGGCAGUGUGCUGCAGCAGAUUUGGGCACUAUGACCUGGCUGGCCAUGCACUGUGACUCCAAGUUAGACUGGAUCUGCAAGAUUCCCAGAGGAAGUGUGGAGAUGGUACCAGAAGUAACAGAAGGGCCCACAUCUCCAGAGUGGAUCACCUUCCAGGAGGCAGAGUAUAAGUUUUUUGACCAUCGCACCACUUGGGAGCAGGCCCAGAGGAUCUGCUCCUGGUUUGAUUCUUCACUCACCUCGAUCCACUCAGCUGAGGAGCAGGUUUUUCUGGCCAACACUUUAAGCAAGAUGGUAAAGUCAGGGGGGGACAGCUGGUGGCUCGGGCUUCACACCUAUGAAAAUGACGGGCGUUUUCGCUGGUCCGAUCACUCUGUGCUCAAUUACGUUUCAUGGGGGCUCGGCAGGCCACAAGCGGUCAGCCGCGAUCGCAAGUGUAUCCACAUGUUAGCGAGCAAAGGAGACUGGGCGGAUCAGAAGUGUCACUCUGACCUGCCGUACAUCUGUAAGAGGGUGAACGUGACAGGGACUAUCCCUCCGACGCCAUCAACUCCUCACCCACCUUCAGGCUGUACUAAUGGGUGGUCAUCUUUUCAGCAUAAGGUGCAUCUGCAGUGUUUGAAAGUAUUUGAGUCACCUCGGGUCACAUGGUCUGCAGCCAAGUUGAAAUGUGAAAGCCAGCGAGGCAUGCUGGCUCUGGUAUCCAAUCAUUUAGAUCAAGCUUUUAUCACCACCCUGUUAAAGAACGUCAGCACUGACCUCUGGGUGGGUCUGACCUCAGACUCCAAGGGCCACUUCAAGUGGACCAAAACUGCCCUGCUCAGUUACACCAACUGGGCACCAGGAGAGCCAAUCGACAACAGUGGACCACAUCACAACAAGACACCGGGAAACUGUGCGGUGAUGAUUCACGGCAACCCGGAGAGGAAAACUGGGAUGUGGGCCUCCCGAGCCUGUGAGAUGGAGAACAAUGGCUUCAUCUGUCAAAAGCAGCCAGAUCGGGGCCUGCCUCCUGCUCCGAUCCUCAUUCCUGCCUCCCUGUCAAAGCCGGUGGAGCUAGGAGGAGUGACCUAUCGGGUUGUGCAGAAGCGGCUUGACUGGACUGGUGCUCUGUACCUCUGUGAAUCUUUGAACGGGACCCUUGUAGUAGUGAAGGAUCCCUACCAGCAGGCCUAUCUGAUGCUGCUUAUCAACAGCUUGCGCCAGCCAGCCUGGAUUUCUCUCUAUAACUAUGGCGGACGAAGCUUUACGUGGCUAGGUGAUGAAGAGGUGAAAUACUCAAACUGGAAAGACGGAGAGCCCAAUCAGAUGGCUGGAUGUGGUCACAUGAUCACUACAGGAGAGUGGACUAUGACUCCCUGUGAUGCUAAACUGGAGGCUGCUAUAUGUCAAAUAAGUGAUGAGCCUGUGAGCCAUCAGUGGAUCUACCCUGGACUGUGCCCCCACUCUAUUGGAGAGUGGGCCUGGGUCCCCUUCAGGAACCACUGCUAUGCCUUUAACCUGCAGCUUCUUAAGCUGCAACAGGAUGCACUCACAUCCUGCAAAAAAAUGGGAGCAGAACUACUCUCCAUCCUGGAUGAGGCAGAGAACAGCUUUAUAUGGGCGCAUAUACAAAGUUAUGCAGAACAGGCGCAUGGAGCUUGGCUAGGCAUCAGCGUAAAAGAGAGGCGCCUUGUGUGGAACGAAGACACAGAGAUGCCGUUCACCAACUGGGAAGCACGCAAUGUCGCAUUCUCAGUGCUUUCGAUCAAUUCCUGCUUUUGGAUCCAGAGCAACAGCGGUCGGUGGAAACCCGGCUCCUGCAGAAAUCUUACGCAUGGGGUGAUCUGCAAACGGCCUCGCAGUGCUGAAACAUCCUCCGCAACAUUGGAUGUUGACCACCUGCCCACUCUGAUUGUCGUCAUUGUGACGGCUUUGGUGCUGGUUCUGCUGAUAGCCACUGUCAUCUACCUGUACCGGCGGCGAACUGCAGGGUCGCAUGGUUCAUUUGAGGGGGCUCGGUACAGCCGCACCAACUCGGGCCACGGCGAGCAGGCCGAGAAGAACAUCUUGGUGUCCGACAUGGAGCUGAACGAGCAGCCGGAGUAGCUCUGCACCAACCCUGGACCAAACCCGAUCUCGAACCGGAGAGACUUAGAUUCUGAUACACUUUUUCUUACUUUUUUAAACCAAAGCGUUUUUUUGUUGCUGAAUAGCUGUGUAGAGCACAGCAGAUGUUUCUAUUUUUAAUUGAAUCUCCAGUUUUGAAAAAAAAAGUACUAAUCAGAUACAUCCAUCUGCUUCUUCCAAAACGCAUAAGCAAGAUACAAUUGAUCUACUGUGAACAGUUUAAUUGCAGCUGAGAAAUAUUCAGCACAAAACCAGUCUUAUGAAAUUACCUCUUGCCUGUUUCCAAAAUCAGUUUUAGCAUACAGAGUUCUCCUGGCUUGCUCCCAUUCUGACUGAAAGACUAAAAUCCACUUUGUUUUCAUUGUCUGUUGCCACAUAUUUUCCUUAAGGACCACAUUCCUCUGUAAGAUUCCCCGUGUUGUCAUGUCAGUAUUAACCCAAACUUGAACGCAUUUUUUGUUUGUUUUGUUUGAUUUAUGGUUAUCUGUGCAGCUGUAGAGAAGCAUAAGGCAUGAUGCAUGUGGGUGGUAUUCAUGAGCCUGCCUCUUCUCCGAUCUGACACGUCAGCAAGGGCUGUCAGGCUAGCGGCGGAGGAGGAAGAAAGAAGUCCAGAUGUGAACGUGUUAAAAGUGUAAAAGGGACUGCUGAGCUCAAACUGUCUGUGAGGACGAACACUAUAAUUGUGCACAUAAGUAGGAGUUUGCAUUGAAAGUUGGUCUUCAAAUGGACAUGUCUUUUUUUAGUGCAGCCAGACCCAGGGGGGUUGUUUUGAUGCACGAUCGGAUUUUGGAGCCACCAAAUCCAUAUUGUUGUGGUUUUGCCUUUAGUCUUAAUCACAGGCGAGCAGUUUCAUCUCUAUGAUUCCUAACUUUUGUUUGUCUUGGCUCUUUGUGCCACCAUCUGGAGCUGAUUCAGCAGUUUUCGAGCACAGUCAUUGUGUCUGCACGCAUCUUUUUAUAGUGGGGUUUGUAAUUUGAAAGCUGGAUGAUGCAACGUGUUUUUAAGACCUCCGGUUCACGUCUAUGUAUGUUGCAUCAUCUCAGUUUUUGUCCCGAAGAUGCACAUUAUGUUCUACUUUUCUGCAACAAUUGCCAACUCUUAAUCUCUUCGACCGCCUGCAAGAGAAAACAUCUUUAAUGUUGUAAAUACAUGUUUCAGUGCCAAAGAGUUUUUAAAGCCAAAUUUAGAAACUUGCCAUCUCUACUGUGUUUUUGACAUCCUCAGAUUUCAUACAUUCUCCUUUAGCCUUCAGAGUAUGUUUCUCUCCCUCUCUCUCCUUGCAGGAAUGCUUUGGAGCCAUUUCAGUCUGAGGUUUUUGGUGUUUCACUAAGCUGCUGUGAAAAGCAGGGAGAGAAACAAACUAGGAUUGAGGGGGAAGGGAGGAAGAGAGGUGUGUGUGAUGUGCGUACGUGGUCUCCAGCUGUGGUAUGUUGAGUCGGCAAGAAGAGCUCAGUGACGCGUCUGGAACCAAUCAGAGAAGGAGAGCUUAGGGACACGAAGGGUCAGAAUGGCCAGUACGGAGGGGGGGACGGGGGCUAAAAUAAAAGGGAAAAGCAGGAUGGGGGAGAAAAGGGAGUAAAUGGAGGAGUGCAAGGAGAAGUCAAGAUGUAGGUGGAGAAAAGGAAGAGUUUAUCAGAGACAGCUUGUCUUCUGCUGGUGGAUUCAUGUACAGGUCGCAGCAGCUGGGAGGGUUUAAUGAUGCAAUAGUGCACUCGCUUUGCUCCACAUUGUCUGUGAAAAAGGUCUGGUGUCCCUGUGGAUAAACCCAAAGGACCUGUUGGAAUGCCUAAGAAUUUCUGUGACAUUUUUAUAAGCAAUUAAUAAAGUUUAUGUCCUCAGA
This is a messenger RNA of Girardinichthys multiradiatus, 6464 nucleotides long. RefSeq names its product C-type mannose receptor 2-like. Gene Ontology annotation, molecular function: signaling receptor activity. The coding region runs from base 176 to 4603 and encodes 1475 amino acids. The transcript is spliced from 29 exons. Lineage: Eukaryota; Metazoa; Chordata; Actinopteri; Cyprinodontiformes; Goodeidae. The record is from RefSeq and is a predicted model, not a curated record.